Sclerotinia sclerotiorum 1980 UF-70 is the source of this 696-nucleotide messenger RNA. RefSeq lists its product with no specific name. NCBI's taxonomy places the organism in Eukaryota, Fungi, Ascomycota, Leotiomycetes, Helotiales, Sclerotiniaceae. Bases 1 to 696 code for a protein of 231 amino acids. The record is from RefSeq and is a predicted model, not a curated record. The transcript is spliced from 4 exons.
AUGUCUCCUGGAAAUUUCCGGAAUGGGGUUUCAGAUGAGUUUGACGCGUAUGCUUGUGCCUGUGCUUAUGCUUCUUCAAUUUGUGAAAAUAGUGCAAAAGGGGUUCAGGGGUUCAAUAGAGCGAACUUCGGGAAGAAGUUCAGAUGGCAGAUUUGUUGGCGCCGAAGCUUAAGAUUUGUUUUGAAGUUUCGGCCACGAGGAGACGGACUUUCCCGAUUUUAUCUUCGGUUUAUACUGAAUUCCCAUAGCAAGCUUUCAUCAAACUUAAAGUUACAUGAUGAGGACAAAUCUUGGGAUUGGCAUAUUCCGGUCCAAGCUGAAAGAUUGGAAAUUCAGACUGGUGGUAACCCGAUCGACAACACACCCUCUCCUCUCCAUCUCGAAUUUUCCAUGGGAUGCCAACGACGCCAUGUAGUGACGUUUCCUUGGGGAAAUGUUGGACAUAUAGAUAUCACCAUCAUUAAACAUAGCGGUAUAGCGGUGAAGGGAUUCCAUCCUCUUCCUCAUUGGGCGCCAGUGGAUAGGGAAAUGAAAAAAAAGCUUGUCGACAGCGCUCCGCUGUUGCAUCACGAUGUACUGAUUUUGAAACUCUAUUCUCCGCAUCGGAACAUCUCACGGGAGAUUUUCGAAGUUGGAAAGAAAAUUCUUCGUAUCGACAGGCACAGGUCUGAUCAUGGAGGUAUCAUUGCUGAAUGA